AUGAGCACAACAAAAUUAAUUUUUAUUGCUCUUAUUAUUGUAAGUUGUAUUGCAGAGAAUUUUAUUAGAUUCCCAUAUCCUGGACUUCCAAGUACAGAUAUAGAUGGAAAGAAAGAAUAUUCUAUUUUCAGAAAGAAGCAACAAGCAUAUUUAUUAAUUAAUAUGCUUAGAGUUGAUCCACAAGCAUUUGUUGAAAAAUAUAUGAAACCAGUUAUUGCAGAUGAAUCAUGGAAACUUCUUUUUAAAACAGAAUCAAUUAGAUUAAAGAAAUUCCCAGAUUAUUAUCCAUUAUAUCAAGAUGCAUUACUUGAACAAACAGCAUCUCAUGCUAGACUUGGAGAAUCAUUUGCUAAUGUUAGAUCAAGAUUAAAAUCUAAAUUACCAGAAAAAUUAGAUGGAUUUAUUCCAGGAUAUAAGCCACUUAAAUUACUUGCACAAACAUUAAUGUGGAAAACUAAAACUCAAAAUGAUUUCUUUAGUUAUUUAUGUCAUGGAAGUUAUCAAGAUAUUCAACAUUGUGGAAAGAAAGAUUUAGUUCUUGCAGGAUGUAAACCAGAUUAUAUUAAUAGAAAAACACCAAGAGGAAGAAUAAGAUUUUUAUUAAGACCAUCAGGAGUUGUUGGAUGUAAUACAGUUAAUACUCUUGUUAAAGAUGAAAAUUUAUUUGCAUGUGAUGUAACAUAUCCAGAUUUUAGUCCAAGACUUAGAAUUAAAUCACCAAUGAUUGCAGGAAAUUGGUUUAAUACAGGAAUUGGAAAUUCAAGAAUAUAUGCAGUUGUUAUUCAUGUUCCACAACAUGAAAAAGUUAGUAAAGUAGAAUUAAUUAUUGAUGGUAAAAUGAUUGAAUUACCACUUGCUUAUCAAAAUGGAGUUACACAUGUUUAUAGUAUUGCUUAUACACCACUUAAACAUAUUCCAAGUUUAAUGAAAGGAUAUUUCUUCCAUGCAAUUAUUAAUGGAAAGAAUUUCUUCUAUCCAGCACAAUAUUAUUAUGAUUGGGAAGAAAAUAUUAAAUUAAAUGUUAAACAAAGAUAUAAUGGAUUUUGUAAAAUUCCAUUCCCAGAUAGAACAUGUGAAGUUUGUGAUGAAGGAUAUAGAAAUGUUAAUGGAACAUGUGAUAAAUGUUUAUUUGAAAAUUGUUCAGAAUGUACUAGUGAUGUUUGUACAAAAUGUUCUAAAGGAUAUUUACUUUCAUAUGGAACAUGUAAAACACCAUGUAUUGAACAUUGUGAUGUAUGUUCAUAUUCAACAACAUGUGAUAAAUGUGCACCAACUCAUUUCUUAAAUACUACUAAUGGAACAUGUGUUGAAUGUUCAGAAAAAUUCCAAGAUUGUGCAACAUGUACUAAUGAAAAAUGUUUAACAUAUAAAUGUCAAUAUACUGAUCCAACAUGUAAUAUGAAGAAAACACCAGGACAAUAUUUUAGUGAAAUUACACAAAAAUGUGAAAAAUGUUCAGAAGGAUGUAAGAGUUGUACAUAUGAUCAAUUUAGAGGAAGUAAAUGUCUUGUAUGUAAUAAUGGACUUUUCCUUACUGAAGAAGGAGAAUGUAUUCCAUGUCAUUAUGUUGAUGGAUGUGCACCAGGACAAUGUGAUGGUAUUAAAUGUCUUAGAUGUAAAAGAGGAUAUUAUUCAUCUGGAAAAGGAUGUAUUAAAUGUGAUGAAACAUGUGCACAAUGUACUACUAAUGGAACAUGUGUUGCAUGUGCAUAUGGAUAUUGGCUUGAUCCAGAAUAUGGUAAAUGUGUUGAAAAUUAUGAAGUAGAAAAUUGUGAAAGAAAGAAUGUUCAUGGAAUAUGUUCAAAAUGUAAAGAAGGAUUUGGAUUUGAUAAAUAUCAUAAAUGUGUUACAUGUGAUGCAUCAUGUAAGAAAUGUUUUAUGGCUGAUAAAUGUGAAGAAUGUAAAGAGACAUUUUAUAAUGAUAAAGGACAUUGUAUUCCAUGUUCAAGAAGAGGAUGUGAUCUUUGUGAUGCUAAUGAAUGUUUCAGUUGUCAACCUAAUUCAUAUCUUCAUAAUGGAGUUUGUGUUAGAGGACCACCAGGAUGUUCAUUAUGUCAUGAUAAAGCACCAAUUUGUAAAGUAUGUGAAAAAGGAAUGAAAAUGGAAAAUGGACAUUGUGUUCCAGAUUGUGAUAUUAAAAAUUGUGCUAAAUGUAAUGGAGAUGAAACAUGUAGAUAUUGUAAAUCUACACUAAAUCCAUUUUAUGGAUAUGAACCAGCACCAAAUGGAACAGAUCCAUGUCCAUUUGUUUGUGAUCCAGUUGAAUUAAAUUGUUUAUUAACAGAAAAAAUGAAAAGAGGAGAAGUUGAUGCAUGUUUCUCUCUUGGAUGUAAAUAUUGUCCACCACAUACAUUUAGAAGAAAUCAUAAAUGUAUUAAAUGUGCUAUUGGAUGUGCUCAUUGUUUAAAUGAAAAAGAAUGUAUUAAAUGUCUUCCAGGAUAUAGUUAUUAUAUGGGAGAAUGUUUCCAAUGUAAUAAAAAUGGUACUUGUGGAGAAGGAGAAUAUAUGGAAGGAUGUACUUGUACAUCAUGUGAAAAGAAAUUCCCACAUUGUUCAGCAUGUGAUAAAGAUCAAUGUAUUGAUUGUGAUCCUCAUUUUGUCUUAUCAGAUAAUAAAACUAGUUGUGUUCCAUGUACUAAAAAGACAUGUCCACCCCCACCCCCACCACCUUGUCGUGGUAAAGAUUGUGAUCAUCCACAUCAUCCAGAUUGUGAUGGUGAUGAUUGUCCAAAACCAGAACCAACUCCUGAUCCAAUUCCAGAACCAGAACCAGUUCCACAAGAAUGUAAUGCUACUGCUAAUUUCUCAAGAAUUGGAGAUAGUUAUGUUUUUGAUCCAAUGUGUGUAAAGAAAGAUAUGGAUUGUUAUUGUAUUGAAUGUGCAUGCGGAUAUGAAUUGUCAAUUACUAAUCAUACAUGUGUUGAAGUUUCAGAAGAAAAGAAAUUAAAUCUUUGUUGUAAUACUGAAGAUGGAUGUUGUACAUCAUGUCAACCAGGAUAUAAAUUAGAUGGAUGUAAAUGUAUUAAAGAUUGUAAAUGUGGAGAAAAUGAUGAUGGAACAUGUAAAGAAAUAAUUGGAAUUGAAAAUUGUAAGACAGUUGGAUGUGAUAAUAUUUGUCAAGAAUGUUUAGAAGGAUAUUAUUUAAAUGGAACAUCAUGUGAUAAAUGUAUGGAUAAUUGUACUCAUUGUAAGAAUAAUAAUACAUGUACACAAUGUCAAGAAGGAUAUUAUUUAAAUGAAACAACAUUAAUUUGUGAAAAAUGUAAGAAUUGUAGUGGUAUUUGUGAUUCUACUGGACUUGUUUGUGAAUCAUGUGCACCAGGACAAUAUCUUAAUGAAACUACUGGAGAAUGUGAAUCAUGUGUUGGAUGUGAACGAUGUGUAGUUAAUGAUAAUGUUGUUUAUUGUACUUUAUGUGCUGAUGGAUCAGUUCCAGUCGAUGGAUAUUGUGCUAAAUCAACAACAUUUGCUAGAUCAGGUGUUAAUGGAGUCAGUAUUAUUCUUGCUAUGAUUAUGAUGAUUGCUUUGAUGCUUUAA
Molecule: messenger RNA, 3537 nt
Organism: Entamoeba dispar SAW760
Lineage: Eukaryota; Evosea; Mastigamoebida; Endamoebidae
Exons: 1
Coding region: 1-3537 (1178 amino acids)
Source: RefSeq, a predicted model, not a curated record